UAGGUGUGGUCACACAGGUUUCCUGAGAGUUGAGGAAACGGAUUUGUCAGGUGCAGUUGUGUUUAGAGAAGCACAAGAGCAGGAUCAAGAUGGAUUUCAAUCUGUCUGCGGCUGUAGACGAUGAGUCGGUGAAGAAAGAGGAUGCACAGAAGGAUGAAUUUAGCUUUCCCUGGGGCAAAAACAAAGACAAGAAGGAUGACAAACACAAGUCUGACUGUAAAGACAAGUCUGAAAAGAAGAAAAAGUCUGACUGCAAAGAUAAGUCAAAAGACAAGGAUGGCCAUGAUGACAAGGAGAAGAAGAAGAAGAAGAAGAACAAGGAACAGGGAGGGGAUGGUGGCUGUUCCUCCUCAUCCUCCUCCUCAUCCUCAUCAUCGUCCUCCAGCAGUGAUGAGAACUGAUGGCUCCCAGUGGAUCCAGUUGCUCUUCAUCCCUCUAAUCUUGCCUAAUGAUGAAGGGAUGCCUGUCUUCGUGGUCUAGUUGUGUCAGCUUUUUUUUCCCCAAUUCAUUCACUGGUUUCCCAGAAAUCCACUGGUCUGUAAGCCAAGCUGGAAGUGCAUGUUGAGACCAGUCUGUCCCACGAGUGGAGCAAUACUGUCCAUCACCACCAGAUGGCAGUGCCACCCGUGAUUGAGACGUGCUGCAUUUUUCUUUGUGACAGAUUGAAAUCCACAUGUGAAUUGUAAAGUUUUCAUGAAGAAUCGUGUUUAUUUUUAUGGCAAGGAUUAAAUAAAAUUGUUAUUAGUCUCUA
Molecule: messenger RNA, 751 nt
Organism: Cololabis saira (Pacific saury)
Lineage: Eukaryota; Metazoa; Chordata; Actinopteri; Beloniformes; Belonidae
Exons: 4
Coding region: 90-401 (103 amino acids)
Source: RefSeq, a predicted model, not a curated record